GGCCUUCGCGGCCUUUGUAAAAACCUUUUAAAGUCGUAGGCGAAGUGACCUACUUCGUUUAUGGGCUCUAGGGCAUGGUAAAUCAGAUAAGAAAUAUGGCCUGUCGACAUGUCCAAAAUAUGGUACAGAGUGUCUCUAAAUGCUCAGGAACUGAGGCGCUGUAUUCACCAAUCAUUGAUACUGGCUCUGACUCACCAUCUAGUUCCGUCAGUGUUUCUAAAAGCCAUAAAAUGUCAGGGCAUCUGGAGAAAAAUUCCGAUCCCCAUCCAGAAGCUGAUGGAAUGUGUCAAAGGAAAAGUUGUGUUUCACCCCAUAUCUCUCAUCCUUGUGAUUUUCACUGCGAAGAAAGCCAGCUUUUACCUGUUAAAUGCUCACAGGCAAAAAGGAUUGCUCAUGAAGAUGUAGAUGAUCGUCAGUCUCCCAACGACUAUUUGUGGCAGAAAUUGGAAGCGUUGAUUGACCAGAUGAUCUCUGAGGAGGAUGGAAUCCCAGUUCGUAAUGUGAAAAGUCUUAUGUCAGUAAUUCCCAGUACAUUCACAGGUAGUGAUAUUGUUCAUUGGCUAAUGGAACACACCGGUGCCAGUGAUGUAACUGAAGCUGUUCAUCUUGCUAGUCGAAUCGCUUCUAUGGGCUACAUCUUUUGCAUUGAUGAUCAUGUACUGACAGUAAAAAAUGAUGGGCAUACCUAUUACAGAUUUCAAACUCCUUUUCUUUAUCCAAGUCGGUGCAUGGAAGCAGAUACUGCAGACUAUGCUGUUUAUCUAUGUAAGCGUACUAUGCAAAAUAAACAAAGGCUGGAGUUGGCUGGGUUUGAAGCUGAACGCUUGGCUAGUUUACAAAAUAUUUACUGUCAUAAAUGGGAAUUCAUAUAUAUACAGGCUGAAGCAGAAGCUAAAGUGGAUAAGAAAAGAGAUAAAUUAGAAAGAUUGGUUCUUGAAUCCCAAGAACGAGCUUAUUGGGACUUACAUCGACCUCCACCAGGUUGUAUAAAUACAACAGAUAUUGAUAUGCGUAAAUUAUGUCGUGCUAAACGUCCUAAGAAGACUCCAUCUCGACCUGUAAAUUUCCCAAUUCCAAGUGGCCCAGAUGGAUCUAUUUUAUUCUCAAUUUUGGAUAGUCUAUCACUGAGAGAUCGGAUAGCUAAACUUCAAGCUUGUUCACGUACAAGGAUUAAAUUGUCAAAAGCUGCUGAGAGUUUACAAAACUUUUCUGAUCAAUAUUCUGAAUUUGACCUGCUAUUGUCUGCAUCAAUGUCGAUUGGUUUUUCUGCUCCCUCUGGAACUGGAAUUAGUCAACCGACUACAGCUGCUUCUAUUGGUCAAUCGGCAUCAGCUGGUCUAAAUGUGAAUGCUAAUACUGCUUCUGCUUCUUCUACUGCACCUGGAUCUAUUUUACGUGCAUCUGGGGAUAAAUUAAUUCAUCAUACUCGAAGUAUUUCAGCUACUGGUUUUAAUGGGAUCACAUCGCUAACUUCUAUGUCACUUGCUCGUACAGGCAGUGCAAUGGGAAACGGUGCACAGAAUAUGACAACGAGUGGUCAAAUUUCUAGUGGACACGGAUCAGCUGGACAUAUGAUGAAUGUUGCUAGUGCACCUAAUUCAGUUUAUGAUCCAUCACAGGAACCGGUCAGUGCAUUAAAUCCAUGGAUUUCAGAUAAUCCGGACUAUUGGAAUACAGAUAUACGCCCAAAAUACUUGCCUAUUCGCCGUAUUAAACGUUGGAGUUUUUCUAUUCAUGAAUUACUAAAAGAUCCAGUUGGCUUAGAAGAAUUUCAGCGUUGGUUAGAAAAAGAAUUUUCAGCAGAAAAUUUAAGAUUUUGGCAAGCUUGUCAAGUACUUAAAGGUGCCCCACUACGUGAAGUACGUCAAUCCAUCAUGAGUAUAUAUCAGCAGUACCUAGCACCGAAUGCAGUGGAACCAAUUAAUAUUGAUAGUAGGAUUGCUGAUCUGGUCAGACGUCAUAUAGAUGAUGAAUCGAAUACAACACCGAAUCGUUAUUGUUUUGAAGCAGCUGAAGAGCAUAUCUUUCAUUUAAUGAAAUCAGAUUCCUAUUGUCGUUUUCUACGAUCUGAUGUCUAUCGUGAACUAUUUCGUGGUGGUAAAAAGAAAUCAAAGAAACAACGUAGUGGAAUAAAUACUAGCACUAGUUCAGCAGCUGGUACUGGGAUUCAAAUUGGUGCUGUAGUCAACUUUACUGGAGUGGAAUAAAAAGAGGGAUACAUUUGUGUAAUUACGUGUGCUUCUUCUUUUUCUCUCAAUAAUUUUUUUGAUUUUCAUCAUUUGUAAUUAAGAAUGAUCACAUUUUCAUUCUCAUUAUGAUCUGUGGUCUGUACAAAAUAUGCUACAGAUGUCUGAGCAUUUGUUUAGUAUUUUAGGACAUAACUACUCACAAGUAGUAUAUUCUGAGGUUAUUUGUCAGUUAAUUUUUUUAUUAACUUACCCUACACUCAUCAAUGUCAACAUAGUAGUUGAAGGGGUGGGGGUGGGGUGACUAUAAAAUAUUUCAAACUGUUACCCUAUCACCUUAUCUGAAACGCCACACCGUCAGCAAAAUUCAUACUAUACCAUUAUAGAUACUCUAAGUUAUACUGUGAUAUGUAUUUUAUCUCGCUUUUCUUAUCAGAUUUAAAAUCCCUAUGCAUUUAUUUACUCAUACAACAAUAUCUGUACUUUGAUUAUGAAUGUGCAAUCUAUGCUUUUCAGAUUUCGAAUGAUCUCCUUAAUAUUUCUUUACUGAUGUACUUUUUUUCUUCUCGGCCGGAUCAUCCAGUUUGGAUCCACUCAUUAUUGUGUUAAACCGCUUUUUCAGCUCCACUUCCCAUAUGCUGGCCUAUACUUUGCAUUGAGUAGAAAUGUUUCUGUUUUCAUAUGUGAUUCCUCUUUAUGCUGCAUAUAAUUUAAGUAUUUAACACCCCAUGUUUGCAUUUGAUAUAAUCUGACUUGUGAUUUUGUUUUGUUGAACACGUGUAAUAAGUGACUUCGAACUGUUCAGAUGAAAUUUUGCUUUCAUUCUUUUAACUACUUAUAAUGUUUAUUUAAGUAGCCACUCGUUGACUUUAUUCAUUGCUCACUGCUGUAGUGAUUACUUGGUUAUCAUUAUUGUUGUUACCUAUUCAACUUUUUCACCUAACUAAAAUACUAUGACUUUGGUGAAAUCAUUUCAGUUGUUUCGCUAAAUAUUUCGUUGUACGAGGGGGCGUGAAAUGAUACCAACGUGGUCUUUAAGAUUAACGGUUAUUUAUGGCUGUUAGUUCGUUGUCAAACUGGUGAGCGUUUUCAGCGUAUGCUUCCUUCAUGUAGUAGUCCAAGUAAUUAAUUUCUCUCUGGUCAUUUGAAUAAUUUCAACCUUCUGUUGAACAAAUCUCUUUUCCAC
Heterobilharzia americana is the source of this 3372-nucleotide messenger RNA. The record is from the annotation of a GenBank genome assembly. NCBI's taxonomy places the organism in Eukaryota, Metazoa, Platyhelminthes, Trematoda, Strigeidida, Schistosomatidae.